AUGGAACAUGCCAUUGAUGAAUCUGCCGAAUGGCCGCCACGGAAGAGGCUCAGAACGUCGCAUGCAGUGUGUGAUGCCUGUCGUACCCGCAAAACAAGAUGCCUCGUCGGAGGAUGCAAGAGACGAAUAUGUGAUGGGAACAACCCUUGUACCACAUGUGCAGCGAUCGGCCAUGACUGUACCUACGGGUCUGAGGCCAAUUCGAGGAGCAAAAACGAUUUGAUCUUGGAAAGCGUUCUAAGAGUUGAAAGGACACUCCACGAGCUACGAUCUACCAUCCCAGCAAACAUACAACUAGCCUGCCAGCAACAUGUUAUCAACUCGCCCCAAAUAAACCGCACAAACUCAUUUUCAGGCUCGUCGCCAGACCUGAAUCUCCGGCGUCAAAGCCAAGCCAUCCAAACACCAAACAGCCAAGACAACCGCGAGAAUGUCGCCAACUUUGAGAACGCCGUCUUGGAUUCUAUGCAUACUUCAACAACUGAGUCGAUACUCCAGUGGCCUCACUUUGACGUCUUUCCGCUACUCAGGCAUGACGGAGAGUCCAUAUUUUACCUGGAACAAUCACGCAAGCCUCUAAGUGUCGCGGCAAAUCCCAUGUAUCCCUACGUCGAUACAGAAGACAUAGCAUCGAUGCUGGAAGCUUUUGAGCGGAAUGUCAACUUUUGGUAUCCGUCCAUGUCGCAAGAACAGCUUGGCAGCAUACGAGACACACUUCAGAGCGGUAUGCUCUCCGAUGAUUCAGUGCAUUCAUGUCUUUGCCUCCUCACUUUAGCUUUAGGAUGUGCCAGCCAAGCUGCUGAAGACCUUCGCUUUAUUACUGAACCUGAUCCUACUGAUAAAGACAGAAGAAUGCGGAAACGAAAGCUUGGUGAUAUCUAUUUCCAGUUGGCAUUGAAGAAGCUCCACGUUGUUCAUCUACAAGUCGAUUCUGAGAGCACGCAAUGCCUCUUCUUCACUGCGCUUUAUUUCGCAUCGUUGGUUAGACCACUCCAAGCCUGGGAGUACCUCAGUGCUACAGCAACAAGAUGCAUGCUUCUUUUGUCAUACCCUGCCAACAAGCAUGACACCGAGUCAGAAGAACGGAUUCGAAGGAUAUUUUGGUCCUGCUACGUAUUGGAAAGCGACUACAUGGCCGAACUAUCAGCAUGCCCCCCUUCUGGCAUCGCCCGCGUAGAAUCAUCAGUCCCUCUGCCCAGCUCUUAUCACACCCAUACGUCCGAAGUCGUGGAAGAAGAAUCUUCUCUCUACUUUCUGGCCUGUAUCAGCAUGCGCCGUCUGCUCAACAGAGUCCAUCAGCUCUUGUACGCAAGAGAUACUGGUGCAGCAUUCGACCACACUCGCUUUCCUCGCAUUGUCAAGGAGCUACAGCGCCAACUAGAUGAUUGGCGUGACGUACUACCAGCAUCGUUCUCAUUCAGCGUCGACACUGAUGAAGUACCGACGGCAGCUGGUGGCUUCCUUCGCCAGAGAUAUCUCACCUGCAAGGGAGUUAUAUACCGACCGUAUCUGAUGUGGAUGCUGAGUAGUAGCUACGACGAUACCGGUACUUCGACGUCGAUCGUGACUCCGGCGAUACCGGAUGUCAUGAACAAUUGCAAGUUAUGCCUUGAUGCGUGUUUACUCCAUGCCUUGGAUCUCAGAGGAUUCUCACAAACCGUUGUCAUCGACACAUGGAUCUGCUCUCUAUCUAUGUCUGGCGCCAUGCUCAUCAUUCUCGCCGCGUCAAACAUACCCGCUCUGAAGGAGUUCAUUGGCACGCGCGCCACGCUCGUGGGUAGUCAUCUGGAGCGAUUAUUUCGGACCUGGCGAGAUAUGUCGUUUGGGGGAGAUUCACCUAGUGUAGAUCGAAGUAUGUGGCUUAUCAACCAGGCGGAUAGUUAUAUCAAGGACUGUUAUUAA
This is a messenger RNA of Fusarium venenatum, 1902 nucleotides long. The record is from RefSeq and is a predicted model, not a curated record. NCBI's taxonomy places the organism in Eukaryota, Fungi, Ascomycota, Sordariomycetes, Hypocreales, Nectriaceae.